GGGCUUCCGGUUCCGGUGGGGCCGUCCCUGGAGACAGAGAUGGCGGCGACUGCGGCCGAGGCAGCGGCCUCGGACUCUAGAGAACCUCGGGGAGAAGCUGAAGCCCCCGGGCCCGCCUGGGAUGAGUCCCAGUUACGCAGUUAUAGCUUCCCGACCAGACCCAUCCCGCGUCUAAGCCAGAGCGACCCCCGGGCAGAGGAGCUCAUCGAGAAUGAGGAGCCUGUGGUGCUGACCGACACAAAUCUUGUGUAUCCCGCCCUGAAAUGGGACCUUGAUUACCUGCAAGAGAACAUUGGUAAUGGAGACUUCUCUGUGUACAGUGCUAGCACCCACAAGUUCUUGUACUAUGAUGAGAAGAAGAUGGCUAAUUUCCAAAACUUUAAGCCAAGGUCCAACAGGGAAGAAAUGAAAUUUCAUGAGUUUGUUGAGAAGCUACAGGAUAUUCAGCAGCGAGGAGGGGAGGAGAGGUUAUAUCUACAGCAAACACUCAAUGACACUGUGGGCAGGAAGAUUGUCAUGGACUUCUUGGGUUUUAACUGGAACUGGAUUAAUAAGCAACAGGGAAAACGUGGCUGGGGGCAGCUGACCUCCAACCUGCUGCUUAUCGGCAUGGAAGGAAAUGUGACACCUGCUCACUAUGAUGAGCAGCAGAACUUCUUUGCUCAGAUAAAAGGCUACAAGCGAUGUAUCUUAUUCCCUCCGGACCAGUUUGAGUGCCUCUAUCCAUAUCCUGUUCAUCAUCCAUGUGACAGACAAAGUCAGGUGGACUUUGACAAUCCUGACUACGAAAGAUUCCCCAAUUUCCAGAACGUCGUUGGUUAUGAAACAGUGGUUGGCCCUGGUGAUGUUCUUUAUAUCCCAAUGUACUGGUGGCAUCACAUAGAGUCAUUGCUAGAUGGGGGGAUUACCAUCACUGUGAACUUCUGGUAUAAGGGAGCCCCCACCCCUAAGAGAAUUGAAUAUCCCCUCAAAGCCCAUCAGAAAGUGGCCAUAAUGAGAAACAUUGAGAAGAUGCUUGGAGAGGCCUUGGGGAACCCACAAGAGGUGGGGCCCUUGUUGAACACAAUGAUCAAGGGCCGAUACAACUAGCCUGCCAGGAGUUGAGGCCUCCUGCCAGGUGACUGCUAGCCCGUCCACCGCUUCAUUGAUGAGGACAGGAGACUCCAAGCGCUAGUAUUGCACGCUGCACUUAAUGGACUGGACUCUUGCCAUGGCCCUGGAGGCAGGUGUUUGGGGCAAGGCAGGGUGGUUGCUACUCCAGUCCUAUUUGGAGGCGCUUCUUACCUUGGCUCUGUGCCCAGCACCUUCCCUCUGUGCCCCCCCUAAAGUCCUGCAUUCAGUGUGUGGA
This is a messenger RNA of Condylura cristata (star-nosed mole), 1348 nucleotides long. RefSeq names its product hypoxia inducible factor 1, alpha subunit inhibitor (gene HIF1AN). The record is from RefSeq and is a predicted model, not a curated record. Gene Ontology annotation, molecular function: peptidyl-histidine dioxygenase activity; ankyrin repeat binding; [protein]-asparagine 3-dioxygenase activity. Gene Ontology annotation, cellular component: nucleus; cytoplasm. The transcript has 8 exons. Lineage: Eukaryota; Metazoa; Chordata; Mammalia; Eulipotyphla; Talpidae. Gene Ontology annotation, biological process: peptidyl-aspartic acid hydroxylation; negative regulation of Notch signaling pathway. Bases 40 to 1089 code for a protein of 349 amino acids.